AUGUCAUAUAUUUACAAGCUCACGUCGAAAGUUAAGCAAACAGCCAAAUAUUACAACCCAAUGUCAUACUCAAUAGAUAAAUUCCAAUUUCGGAAGUCUCCAAAUGGACCUCUUCCAAUGUUUUUUUUCUCGCAUGGAGGUCCCACCUUUGCUGACAAAAACGACAAAUAUGGAUCGAAUUUAGGUGCAUGGAAUAAAACCAGAGAGGUUGGAAAGUACAUCAAAAAUACCUUAAAGCCAGAUUUCAUUAUUUGCGUUUCGGCUCACUGGCAGUCGGACUUCCCAAAUAAAGUGGAGAUCGCCAUCCCAGGACCAAAAGAAAACCGCUUUAUGGAGAGUGGCACGACAUCUCACCGAAUUACCCCGGAUGAGAAUACUUUAAUCUACGAUUUUUACAAUUUCCCAGCCGUGCAUUACAGAAAUCAGUUUCACACAUUGGCAAACAGGGCAAUUGCCAAGGACAUUGCCAAGACUUUCUCUGAAUCCAAUUUCUUUGAGGCAGAAACUAGAGAAAGAGGCAUUGAUCAUGGAUGCUGGGUUCCGCUAAGAGUUGCAUUUGGUAACACCCAGGUUGAGGAUACGAAAGAGUUGGAUGUCGAAUGCCCAGUUAUUCAAGUUUCAUUGGCCGGAACCGAUGAUAUCGAGAUCCAUUACAAGUUGGGCCAGGUUUUAAACAAAUACCGUGAUUUAAACGGCUGUAUAAUACUUUCUGGAAUGUCCGUGCACAGCCUUCGGGAUAUAGGUAGGGCUAUACAGAGUGGGAAGCCCGCUUUAGAUUAUGUCAGCCCUUUCAAUUCGUUGAUUACCAAAAUUCUUACAGGUCCAAGUAGUGAGAUUCUUUCUCAGUUGAAGCAGCUUCCAAAUAAGGAAGGAUGGAGAACUCUUUACAGAUUAAGUCAUCCUACAAAUGAGCACUUUCUCCCAAUGGUUGUUGGUGCUGGUGCUGCUAAGGGAGACGAAUGUAAGGAAUUAUAUAAUGCGGCUGAUCUUUCUCUUGGCUGGAAUAUUUAUAGAUGGGGAAAGACAGGCAAGAAGGGUCUGUAA
Molecule: messenger RNA, 1044 nt
Organism: Brettanomyces bruxellensis
Lineage: Eukaryota; Fungi; Ascomycota; Pichiomycetes; Pichiales; Pichiaceae
Exons: 1
Coding region: 1-1044 (347 amino acids)
Molecular function (GO): ferrous iron binding; oxidoreductase activity, acting on single donors with incorporation of molecular oxygen; zinc ion binding
Source: RefSeq, a predicted model, not a curated record